Molecule: messenger RNA, 2568 nt
Organism: Schistosoma margrebowiei
Lineage: Eukaryota; Metazoa; Platyhelminthes; Trematoda; Strigeidida; Schistosomatidae
Source: the annotation of a GenBank genome assembly
UUCUUCUGUUAGCGCAGAGAAUUGAUUGAACUUAAGGUGUUUUGUUAUAACUAUCGUCAUGACAGCCUCCCCUGAGCAAGUGGACAAUUCAUUUCAGAGUAUUCCGGAAUCUGAAACUCAUUUCCGAAGUGGAAACUUAGCACUCUCUCACCUAGAUGAUGUCAUCGAUUCUGUAGUUUCUGAAGCUAUUGAAUACGCGGAUAAGCCACCAGAAGAACGAACACUCCCCAAAUUAAUCCGUAAAGCUCCACCACCCCCACGUGUUCGGCCACCUUUAAAUAUGGGCGAAUUUAAUCAGGGGCGUAAUUUCGCCACACCUAAUGGUCUAAAUCAAAUGCCAUUUCUAACUGGUGGUAAUCAGUUUCAACAAAAACUUAAUGAACAGUUCCCAACCAUGGUCCCUUUCAAUACUGGUCAAGCUGCUACAGCAGCGGCGGCAGCAGCAGCAGCUGCUCAACAACAAUUACUAAUGCAAUACAAUGGUCAGUACCCGGCUCAACAACCACAGCAGCAACAACAACAACCGCAACAACGUCAACAACAACAGCAACAGUACUCUCAAGCUGCACAUUUCCAAGCUCUACAAAACCAACAAGCCCAAUACCAGGCAGUGAAUGCGGCUGCAUUGGCCCAAAUGCAACAGUUGCAACGUCAACAAAUGCAGCGUCAGCAGCAGCAGCAACAACAACAACAAAUGUCUACUCCUAAUCGGCAUAUGUUAUAUUCAGCAUCGGGUUCUCCUCCUAUCAGUCCAGCGGUUAUAUCAAAUUCCCCAGGCUCGCAACAACAACAACAAGCUUUAGCUUCUGCACAACAGCAGUUACAUCAGUUAUAUGCAGCUGCUCAUCAGUUACCUGGUAUGAUGCAAACGUUCCCUCCGAAUCAAGGACAACAACAAGCAAACAUUCAACAAACUAUACAAGCUCAACAACCUCAAGUACAACAACAACAAGUAUGUAAUCAACGCGUUUGGACAAACGCUGAACAACUUCAAGCAGCUCAACAACAACAGCAACAGCAAUUAGCGGUUGCAGCAGCUGCUGCCGCAGCGGCGUUUAAUCCCAACUCAGUACAACAACAAUAUAUGCAACAACAACAGCAACAACCUUCACCCCAACAACAACAGCCGAAUCAAGCAGCUCAACAACGUAUGACAAACGAUUUCCAAGCCUAUGCCUAUCAACAUUAAAUUUUGUAAACAGAACAAGAGCAAAAAACCUCUUUUCAGUCAAGAAAAUUAGUCUACGUUUGUAAUGUUCCCUAUUCAUAUAUAUAUAAAUUUUUUGUGACUUUAUUUCACGCAUUUGCCUGUAUGUGUUGACUCAUCCACUACAAAUCUGCAAUUUAAAGAGAUAAAUUCAAUUUCUAAUAUUUUUAGCCUGUCAACAGCUGCCUUCUCUCGUUUAUCUCUACAUCACAAUCUCAACGAUCUUCCUUAUUCUUCUUUUUUCUUAACAACUACUAAUCAAAGGUUUCGUGCCUUGUUGUUGCAUUUGUGUUCUGGAUCAUUAUCUUCUUUCAACUUUUCUGAAACUCUAAAUAGGUGUAUGUACAUGUUUGCAUUGUUUAUUAAUAAAAAACCUGUUGUACAGCUAGGUCGUUUUUGUUUAUUCACUUAUAUCUUUAAGAUACUCAACAUCAUUACUUAAAUUCUUACACAGUGUACGCAUUUAAUUUUUUUUUUUAAAUUUUGUUUUAAGAAUCUAAUAAUUGUCCAGUUUUUCUUUGGGAACAAAUUCUCUGCAAUAUCUCAUAUAUAUCGAGUUAAAUGUAUGCCAACAACUUCACUGAUGCUUCAUUAUUUACCUAAUGACCAUUAAGUAUUCUUAAUUUUUGAUCUGUUUUUCUAUCGAAUACUGUAAAUUUAUGACAUUCCAUAUUUUUAGGAGAUAUGUAUGUUAAGUCAAAUUUUUCUAUUACCAUUUUACAUCACUUAUUAAAUAGCGACUUCACAAUUCAUGCAUAUAAUAGGGAACUGUGGUAUGUUAAAUGAAAUCCAAGUUUCUACCUCUGUCAAAAAGAAAACAUGGAUUUCUUUCAUAUUAUUUAUGUGUGUGUAAGUUGAUUGUUCUAUUUUUACGAAAGGAAAUUUAAUAAUAACUAUUCUUAUGACACUUUGUAAUUUCACACCAUCUCCCAUUUAUUGUUUUAUUGGACAAUCAUUCUAUUCCAGCCAACAAAUCUAUAAUUCAUAAUGCACUUAAUUAUUUUUUAGUUCAUCGUAAUGCUGGGUUUUUUAUCUGACGACAUCAGUAAUUUACAAUUUCUGUUUGUCCAGUCAGUAACUUGGACUUGCUAUUUUUAUUCUCCUUUUUUUCACUAACAUUACUAUUACUACAAGAUCAGUGUUCAUUAUCCAUAUUACCUUUUUACACAUGGAUCGCCUCUAUUUUUCAACUUCGUAUGUUCCUUAUUUGUUAGUUCUCUAUAUUCUAUUGGAAAAGAACAAAACUUUGUGACGUAUUUACGCUUAUCAGGAUAAUUAUUGUUACUACUAUUAUCUCUUUUUCCUGUAUCCUAUUCAUUGUGUAAUUCAUGUCAAAAGAAGACAAUGUCCAUACAUAUAAA